Molecule: messenger RNA, 1537 nt
Organism: Vitrella brassicaformis
Lineage: Eukaryota; Vitrellaceae
Source: the annotation of a GenBank genome assembly
GGCAACUCGAGGCAUGACGGUGCAGGGGUGCACCUCUCUCCAUUCAUUCGUUCGUCCACUGCAUUGCAUGCAUUGGACUGACUGCAUCCCUGUUUGCGUGGAACAAUCAUGCAGACAGACCGACACAGCUCUCUCUCUCUUUCUCGCGCGCCUCCCAAAUGUAUCUAUCUGUCGUCGUGAAAGAAAAUGUGACCGAAGCACCGCACCCCCUCACGUACCGCACCGAGCCACAACUAAGACGCCUUAUCGACAAAGUAGUUAUAAUUCUCGCGAUAGGCAUAAGUGUCCUUCUUCCUCUCCCUCUCGGCCUUCAGCCACGCCAGCUGGAACUCUUUGGACGGCGCGCCCAGCUGCCGCCCGUCCAGCAAGGCCCUGAGGUCAUACUCAAUCUCCAGCGGGUCCCACUGCCGCGGGUAGCGCCGCACCGGCACGCCAUCCCCGUCGAGGAGGAACUUCUCGUAAUUGAGAGAGAUGUUCUCCCACGACUUGCCGGCGAUUGGGUUGCGCAGCUGACGGCCGAGGUAGGUGUAAAGGGGGUGCGCCUGUGGGCCGAUGACAUCCACCUUGUCGAAGCAUACCGCCUGCAAAAAAGAACGAAAGAACGGUACGGCUGGUCUGUCGCAUGUGUGGGUGAGAUUAGUGGACGAGAGCGACCUACCUGUGGGUAUUGGCCGAAGCCGAAUGUCUGGUAGACGCGUAUGCGCAGUGUGUCGUCUGUGUCGGGCUCCGCCCACCCUUGCAAGGUCGGGAACAUCAUCACUGUCAAACCUGCAUGAGACCACACCACACCACACCACACACACCACACACACACCACAUCAGCUAUCUCCAUCACUGAGUGCGAGUGCACGUCUCUCUGCCUGCCUGCCUGCCUGCCUGCCUGCUUGCGUGUGUCACGCGCUGACCUUGCUUCCAGUAUUUGUCGACGAGGUAUUUGAGUUCGCCGAUUUGUCUGCUCUCCGGGUCGUCGAGCUUGAUGUUGACGACCAGGGUGGCCCUCCUGCCCAGGAACUUUUCUAUCGGGAUGCUCUUCUUGCGCAACGGAAUCUCCAAACCUGCAUGACGAAAGACAGACAGGACACAUCGGUCGUUGUUCGCUCCGCAUCUGUCUGCUGUUGGGUGUGCACUGCACUCACCCCUGACAGACGAGAUCUCGUUGUAUUCGAUGUCAGACGCGAUUUCUGACAGCCUGCUGCCUUCCCCACCUUCCUCCCCUUCACCCGCAGCAGCUGAUGCACCCAUCCCACCGGCUGUCAGUGUGAUCACUCCAAUGCCAGCCGCACCUACUCCACCCAGAAACACCCUCCUGGGCGUCUCGGCGUCGAUGUCAAGAGCACCACUGCUGUCCUUCACAGCAUGUAGGCGUGGCGGCCGGCUUGCAAUAUGCCUUGCGCAGGUCGUCAGAGCAUUGGACGAUGACGGUCUGGAUGGCGGUUGGAAGGCCGCUGCGAGGGCCAACCACAGAGAGGAGAUGAAGAGGCUCAAAGAUGGACAGAUGAGCGGCACCGCCAUUGAACGAAGAUCUUCAAAGUUUGCC